AUGUCUGUGGCUUUUACCAACCUCUCUUGGUGGUUGUGGAGUGGAAAGCAUCAAGAACCAAGAAUCCCAAAUGGAUCUUCUAUAAAUUCUUCUGCCGAUUCAAAUCUGUGGGAAUCAGAUGUUUUGAGGUUUCCUUUGGUUCAGGCGAAUCUGCGGUCCUCAUCGAGAAAGGUGAAGCGCAAAUGGCAUAGCAGGGAAGAGAGGAAGGUGGAUAGGGAAUGUGAUGUUGUUCUGGUUCCAUCUGAUGGUGGAUGUGUUUCUGGUUCUGAAUCUGAUGAUUCUGACUGGUCAAUUGGCUGGUUAGAGCCUCAUGGACCUGGUUUCCCAAGUGAUGAUGAAACAGAUAACAGUUUUGCUGUUCUGGUUCCCUGUUAUGGACGAGAUUACGGGAGAAUAGUGGAGGAUCCAAAAAGCAAUUUGCUGAGUGGUGUUGGGAACUUUCCAGAUAGUUAUUCAGAUGAGAGCAAAAAAUAUGUGAAAGACUGGCUCUCUUCUCUUAGAACUACCUGA
Messenger RNA from Sphenostylis stenocarpa, 510 nucleotides. Lineage: Eukaryota; Viridiplantae; Streptophyta; Magnoliopsida; Fabales; Fabaceae. The record is from the annotation of a GenBank genome assembly.